Messenger RNA from Neomonachus schauinslandi (Hawaiian monk seal), 5094 nucleotides. RefSeq names its product filaggrin-2-like. The coding region runs from base 69 to 4136 and encodes 1355 amino acids. The transcript is spliced from 4 exons. Gene Ontology annotation, biological process: establishment of skin barrier. Gene Ontology annotation, cellular component: keratohyalin granule; nucleus; cornified envelope. Gene Ontology annotation, molecular function: calcium ion binding; transition metal ion binding. The record is from RefSeq and is a predicted model, not a curated record. NCBI's taxonomy places the organism in Eukaryota, Metazoa, Chordata, Mammalia, Carnivora, Phocidae.
GCAAGCUGCAUCAGGCUUUAUCCUACAUGUUCCUUUGGUGAACCAGGUUCACUUAAACUUGCAAAAAGAUGACUGACCUCUUGAGGAGUGUUGUCACGAUCAUUGAUGUUUUCUACAAAUACACCAAACAAGAUGGGGAAUGUGGCACACUGAGAAAAGAUGAACUAAAGGAACUUCUGGAGAAAGAGUUUCGUCCAAUUCUGAAGAACCCAGACGAUCCAGAUACAGUGGAUGUUAUCAUGCACAUGCUAGAUCGAGAUCAUGACCGAAGACUGGACUUUACUGAAUUUCUUCUGAUGGUAUUCAAGUUGGCUAUGGCUUGCAACAAGGUUCUCAGCAAAGAAUACUGCAAAGCUUCAGGGUCAAAGAAGCAUAGGCAUGGUCAUCGACACAAAAAGGAAGAAAGUGAAACAGAAGAGGAAGAAGAAGACACAACGGGACAGAAAUCAGAUUACAGACAUUCAGGUUGGAGUGAGGGAGAGGAGUAUGGUUAUGGUUCGGAGGGCUUAAGGGGAAGUAUGAAACAUAGACAUGGGUCAAACUCCAGGAGGCUGGGAAAGCAAGGUGGAUUAUCUAGCUCAGGAAACCAAGAGCAAUUUGAGAAAAGACACCAUGGGUCUAGCUCUGGUCACUCAUGGAGUAGUGGCAAAGAAAGACAUGGUUCCAGCUCUGGAGAGCUGGGGGAAAGAAGAAACAAGUCACAUGUUAGCCCCUCCAGGGAAUCUGAGAAGGAAUAUGAAUCUGGAUCUGGAUCAAAGAGUAGGAGAAGGAAAGGUCGUGGUGGUCUAUCACAUGGAUUGGAUGCUAGUGGAGAUGAAUCAAACUCUACUCAGUCAAGAAAUAGUGGAGGACAAAAGCUUGGAUCUAGCUCUAGAGGUUCAGGAGACAAUGGAAGGCAAAGCUAUGUAUGUGGCUCCAGCAAUUCAGGUGGGUGUGGAAGGCCACAAAAUGCUUCUACUUCUUGUCAGGAAGGUAGAUUUGGAGGGCAAGGAAAUCAAUCUAGCUGUACCCAGUCAGGAUAUCAAUCAGGAAGUAGUGGAGGACUAGGUCGUGGAUGUAUGUCAGGAGGUCAGUCCUCUGGAUAUGGUCAACAUGAGCCUAGAUCCUGUAGGCAGUCUUCUAGUCAGAGAGAAUAUGGAUCUAGAGCACGUGGUCAAACACAGAACUGUGGAAGACAACAGAGAACAGGUUCAAGUCAAUCCUCUUGCUGUGAACAAUACGGGUCUGUAACAAGUCAGUCUUCUAGUUAUGGUCAGUAUGGAUCUGGUUCUUGUGGACACUUUUCAAACUCUCAGCAAAAAAGGUCUGGUUCAAAUGAAUUUGCUAAAUGUGGACAACAUGGGUUUGGCUCUGGGCAGUCCUCUGGCUUUGGCCAACAUGGGUCAAGCUCAGGACAGUCCUCUGGCUUUGGACAACAGGGAUCUGGCUCAGGACAGUCCUCUAGUUUUGGCCAACGUGGGUCAAGCUCAGGACAAGCCUCUGGCUUUGACCAGCAUGGGUCUGGCUCAGGACAGUCCUCUGGCUUUGGACAACAUGGAUACAGCUCAGGUCAGUCCUCUAGCUUUGGACAACAGGGAUCUGGCUCCCGUCAGUCCUCUGGUUUUGGUCAGUGUGGGUCUGGCUCAGGACAGUCCUCUGGUUUUUAUCAGCAUGGGCUUGCCUCAGGACAGUCCUCCAGCUUUGGAGAGCAUGGGUCUGGCCCAGGAGAGUCCUUUGGUUUUGGACAACAUGGGUCUGGUGAACAUCAAUCUUCUAGCUCUGGACAACAUAGAUAUGGCUCAGGUCAAUCCUCCAGCUUUGGAUAUGGAUCUAGCAAACAUCAGUACCAUAGCUUUGGGACUGGAUCAGGUCAUUCUCUGGGCUUUGGACAACAUGAGUCUAGAUCAGGUCAGUCUAGCUAUGGCCAACAUGGUUCCAGCUUAGAGCAAUCCUCCAAUAUUGGCUCUGGGUCUUCCUCAGGCAGGACCUCCAAACACAGUCAAUAUGGAUCUAACUCAAGCCAGUCUUCUGGUUAUGAUCAACAUGAAUCAACCUCAGGUCACUCCUCUGGCUAUGACAAAUAUGACUCUAGAAUAGGGGAACAAGAAACCUAUGGGACUAGUUCAGGAAAAGGGUCUCCAAAUUGUGGAAGGCCAAUAUCAGAUUCAACUGACAGUCAAACAAGAGAAAGAGCUAAAGGGAGACAGGGAAGAACCCAAGGACAGUCAGGAGACAAAAGUAGACAUGCCCAGUCUGGUCAUGGACAAGCCACCAGGACAGAAUCCUGUAGGACUACAAGAAGGCAAUCUAGUGUCAGUGACUCCAGUGACACUGAAAGACACUCAGGAGUCGUGCAGGCACACGCAGGAUCCCCUUAUGGCCACUCUGGAUUUCAACAUGGAGAGUCAGAAUCCACAGCCAAAGGGACACAGGGAACAACUCAUGCACAGUCAGGAGACACCAGUAGAGAUGCUCAGUCUGGGCAUGGACAACCCACCAGGACAGAAUCCUCUAGGACUGCAAGAAGGGGAUCAAGUGUCAGUGAGUCUAGUGACACUGAAAGGCACUCAGGAGUCGCACAGACAGACACAGGAUCCUCUCAUGCCCACUCUGGAUCUCAACAUGGAGAGUCAGGAUCCACAGCUAAAGGGAAACAGGGAACUACUCAUGCACAGUCAGGAGACACCAAUAGAGAUGCUCAGUCUGGUCAUGGACAAGUCACCAGGACAGAAUCCACCUGGGCUGCAAGAAGGGGAUCUAGUGCCAGUGAGUCCAGUGACACUGAAAGGCACUCAGGAGUCUCACAACCACAUGCAGGAUCCUCUCGUGGCCUCUCUGGAUCUCAACAUGGAGAGUCAGGAUCCACAGUCAAAGGGAGACAGGGAACUACUCAUGGACAGUCAGGAGACACCAGGGGACAUGCUGGAUCUGGGGAUGGACAUCCCACCAGGACAGAAUCCAAUAGGACUGGGAGAAGGGGAUCUACUGUGCAUGCGGCCAAUGACAAUGAAAGGCACUCAGUUUUGAGCCAUGGGCAUUCCGGGUCUGUACCCAAACACACUGGUACUGAUACAACUGAAAAGUAUAAAUCUAGGAAUGAACAGUCAGGAGAUAGUUCUAAACAUUCAGUCAUAGAUCAAGGGCGGACAUCAAUUCAUAAGCAACCAGUUUCUAGAAGUUCACAGAAUUUUGGGUCCUCCCAUGAGCAGACAGGAGACAAAUCUACAUCAUCAGGCUCUGUUCAGGGACAUACCACAUCUUCCCAUGGGCAAUUAGGAACUGGCACAAUAGAGAGACAUGGGUCCAGCCAUACACAGUCACGUGAUACUCAUAGGCAGUCCAAGGAUAGCAUAAGGAAACAGUCACAUAGCAGUCAUCCCCAAUCUAGAAUAAGUCAUUCUCAGUCACAGAUUAGGGGAAGACAACGACAUGGAUCAGGUCAAGGAUGGAAACAUGGCAGUUAUGGAAGUGCAGAAUAUGACUAUGGGCAGUCUGGGUAUGGACCUUCUGGGGGCAGCAGAACAAGCAGCUGCAAUUCUAGCCCUUUGCAGUCAUUAGAAAGAGCUGCAAACAAUCAAGUGUCUACACAUGGACAAUCAGUUUCUAGGUUUAACCAUACAGGAUCAAAAGCAACUGAAAUAGUAGGAAGACAAAGCUCAAGUCAUGGACAGUCAAUUGAGUCCCAUAAUAAGUCUGGAUCCAAUGUAACUAGAAGGCAGGGAUCUAUUCAUGGACAUUCAGUAGUAAGCCACGAACCAUCAAGUGACACCCAAGUUCCAUAUGGAAGGCAGGGAUCUACUACUCAUAGGCAGCCAAGCAAUCAUUCUGUAUCCAGCCAUGGAGAGUCCAUAUUAGCUCACAGCCAUUCAGCAUUUAGUUCAACUCUAAAGCAUGGAUCCCAUAGUGAUAAUAAAGAGCAUUCAGAAGAUUGGGGGAAACAGAUUCAUGAACCAUCAGGGUCUAGGCAUGGACAAUCAGAAUUCAGCACUAUAGGUAUACAUGGAUCCAGCCAGCAGCAUUUGGGAGAUACAUCUUCUCAUGAGCAGGAAAGAUCCAGCACAAGUUUAGUAAGACAGGGAUCAAGUAAUAGACAAUCAGGAGACAUCCAGGGUCAAUCUGGAUUCAGCACCAAUGAAAGACAAGUAUAUAGCCAUUGACAAUCAAGUGACAGCUAUGGGCAGUCAGUUGACAGCAGAAGCAGAAGUCAAGGAUUCAUUUCCAGUCACUCUCAUGAUAGCCAAGAUCCUAAAGGAACUGAAGAAUAUGGGUAUAGAUAUUUAUCAAGCAGUACAAUCAUGUGGAGUGGGGACAGGCAAAAGCAAGGGCCCGAAUCAAGUUUGUUAGGAAGCAUCAGAAUAUAUAGUCAGGAUGUGGACGAUAAGCAGGCAAGAAACAUGGAGGCCAGAGGUUGCCAUAAAAGGGAGAGAACAAACUCAGGUUCCUUUUACUUAGAUAACAACACUCCACUCUAUGAAUAUGCCCAAGAACAAAGGUGUUAUUACUUCGAAUAAUCAUUUGAGGCCAACAGAAAACAAACUAACUCAAGAUAAGAACUAACCCAAGAAGAAAUGAGAAUAUAGCAUGGAAUUAAGAUAUUUACCAUUAUCCUUUCUUUUCUUAGUGGGGCAUAUGUCUGUUCUUUUAUUUAACUGUAGCACUGUACUCUACUCCUCUUGUUUGGUGCAGGUUUUUUUUUUUUUUUUUUUGUAAGGCUCCAUAAUCACUAAGCUCUUUGGUUAGAAAACAGUGAAUGGAAGAAGUAAAUAGCACUUGGAACUAUAUUCAGAACUAUAUAACAAAGUGAUUUGAGUGCUUUGGGAUAAAAUAAGCAUUUUUUUAAAAUGUCUGAGACUCAGAUUUUGGACUUUUCAGAUUUUAUUUUAAUUGACCAUUGACAAACCUAACCAGGGAGCUAAGAAACAUGAUUUUGGAGCCAAAAUUUCUCUAAUAAUAUUGUAACACAUUCCAUGUCCUGAACAAAAAAUGCUGCAGUAGUUGAUUAGUCAGAAUAUUUGCAUCUUUUGUGCCACCACUGGUACGUCAUACUACUACUUUUGAAUUUAUUGUCAUGACCUCCUGUAUUGCAUAAAAAUUGUCAAUAAACUUUCAACAAGG